Messenger RNA from Populus nigra (black poplar), 3040 nucleotides. Its product is annotated as exocyst complex component SEC15B-like. Gene Ontology annotation, cellular component: exocyst; membrane. Lineage: Eukaryota; Viridiplantae; Streptophyta; Magnoliopsida; Malpighiales; Salicaceae. The record is from RefSeq and is a predicted model, not a curated record. The transcript has 2 exons. Bases 342 to 2768 code for a protein of 808 amino acids. Gene Ontology annotation, biological process: Golgi to plasma membrane transport; exocytosis; intracellular protein transport.
UGUAUGCCGUGUUAGUUUAGAAAUCCCAUUGUGCUAGAUUAGAAAAAAACAAGAACACUCGCAAGAUAACACUAAAAUAUUGCGGUAGAGGAGAUGUUUCAAGAUAAUGCUCGUAUUUCAUACCGCCUCAACCGGACCGCCGCCGUCAAAUCUCCAAAAUCAGAAAGGUCAAAGAAAAACAAGUCUUCCAGUCAAUGAAAUGACUAGAUUAUCCCUUCUCCUUUCAUUUUUACCUGUUGUCAAACUAGUCAAACCAAAAAUACGCCCAUCAUUUAUAAUCUGUCCAAAUAACCGUUUCUAAUCAAAUCCUCUCUCAUUUCCUUCUCCGAUUAUUAGUUGCUAUGCUCUCCGCAAAGGUUCGCCGUAAAAUAGCUCCGGCGAACGGAGACACUGACAACUCCGCAGACAAACAAGACCAGCUCCUCCUCUCCGCCGCCAUCUACAACGGCGAAGACCUCGGUCCUUCCGUCCGCAAGGCCUUCGCUUCUGGUAAGCCGGAGACACUCCUCCACAAUCUUCGCCACUUCGCUCGUUCUAAAGAAUCUGAAAUCGAAGAAGUCUGCAAAGCUCACUACCAAGACUUCAUCUUAGCCGUUGAUGACCUCCGAUCUCUCCUUUCCGAUGUCGAUUCACUCAAAUCCGCACUCUCCGAUUCCAACUCCAAGCUGCAGUCCGUCGCUGGGCCCCUCUUAACCUCCCUCGACUCCUACCUCGAAGCUCAAACGGUAUCGCAUAAUGUAAACUUAGCUCUCAGUUUGAUUUUCUCUUGUAUCAAGCUAUUAGAGCUUUGUUCCAGAAGUAAUUACCAUUUAUCUCGCGGUAAUUUUUACAUGGCGUUGAAGUGUGUGGAUUCGAUUGAGACUGAUUUUUUAGAUAAAACGCCGUCGUCUACGUUGAAGAGAAUGUUAGAGAAGAAGAUCCCGGAUAUUAGAUCGCAUAUAGAGAGGAAAGUUAGUAAGGAGUUUGGUGAUUGGUUAGUGGAGAUUCGUGUGGUGAGUCGGAACUUGGGGCAAUUGGCUAUUGGUCAAGCCUCUGCGGCGAGGCAGAGAGAGGAGGACUUGAGAAUUAAGCAGAGGCAAGCUGAAGAACAGAGUAGGCUUAGUUUGAGAGAUUGUGUUUAUGCUUUGCAAGAGGAGGAGGAGGAAGAUGGGCUUAGUGGUGUGAUGGGUGAUGAUGGUAAAGAUGGGUAUGGUAAUGGUGGUGGUAAUGGAUUGUUGGGGUUUGAUUUGACACCCCUUUAUAGGGCUUAUCAUAUACAUCAGACCUUAGGACUUGAAGAUCGGUUUAAGCAGUACUAUUUUGAGAAUAGGAAGCUUCAAUUGACUUCAGAUUUUCAGGUGUCCUCGAUGACCCCAUUUCUUGAAUCGCAUCAGACUUUCUUUGCGCAAAUUGCGGGGUUUUUUAUUGUGGAAGAUCAAAUCUUGAGGACUGGAGGGGAUUUGAUUUCGAGAAUGAAAGUUGAGAAUUUGUGGGAAACUGCUGUUAGUAAGAUGUGUUCUGUGUUGGAGGAUCAGUUUUCUAGAAUGCAAACUGCAAAUCAUCUCUUGUUGAUUAAGGAUUAUGUGAGUUUGCUUGGAGUAACUUUGCGGAGAUAUGGGUAUCCUGUUGAUGCCUUGUUAGAUGUGUUGAGCAAGCACAGGGAUAAGUAUCAUGAGCUAUUGUUGUCUGAUUGUCGCAAGCAGAUUGCAGAAGCACUUGCUGCUGAUACGUUUGAGCAGAUGUUGAUGAAGAAAGAGUAUGAAUAUUCUAUGAAUGUGCUUUCGUUUCAAUUACAGACGUCGGACAUUGUACCUGCAUUUCCAUAUGUUGCACCUUUUUCAUCCACUGUGCCUGAUUGUUGCCGAAUCGUAAGGUCUUUUAUUGAAGAUUCUGUGAGUUUUAUGUCAUAUGGUGGGCAGCUGGAAUUCUUUGAUGUUGUAAAGAAAUAUUUGGACCGGUUUCUGAGUGAGGUUUUGGAUGAAGCUUUAUUGAAGCUUAUUAGUACAUCAGUUCAUGGGGUAUCCCAGGCUAUGCAGGUUGCAGCAAACAUGGCUGUGCUAGAACGUGCUUGUGAUUUCUUCUUUCGUCAUGCCGCACAACUUUCAGGAAUUCCCUUGAGAAUGGCAGAGAGGGGUAGGCGACAGUUUCCACUAAACAAUGCUCGUGAUGCAGCAGAAGAAAUGCUAUCUGGGCUGCUUAAACAGAAGGUUGACGGUUUUAUGACCUUGAUUGAGAAUGUGAACUGGAUGGCUGAUGAGCCCACGCAAAGUGGCAAUGAAUAUGUGAAUGAAGUCAUGAUAUAUUUGGAAACUUUGGUUUCUACUGCUCAACAGAUUUUGCCAGCUCCUGUUCUGAAAAGAGUUCUGCAAGAUGUUCUUUCUCACAUUUCAGAGAUGAUUGUUGGGGCUUUACUUGGGGACUCAGUUAAGAGGUUUAGUGUCAAUGCUAUCAUGGGGAUUGAUGUAGAUAUCCGAUUAUUGGAAUCUUUUGCUGAUAAUCAAGCUGCUUUGUUCUCUGAAGGGGAUGCCAAUCAGUUGAAAACAGCACUUGCUGAGGCAAGGCAACUGAUUAAUUUGCUUUUGAGCAAUCAUCCUGAGAAUUUUCUGAAUCCUGUGAUCAGGGGGAGGAGUUAUAAUACAUUGGACUAUAGGAAAGUAAUGACAAUAUCAGAGAAGUUGAGGGAUCCUUCAGAUCGGCUAUUUGGAACAUUUGGGAGCAGGGCAGCCAGGCAGAAUCCAAAGAAGAAAUCUCUGGAUACAUUGAUUAAAAGACUCAAGGAUGUCAGUUGAUUUCAUACAGAACUGAAGAGGAGAUAAAAAAAUCUACCCUCCACCCCACCCCACUUAAAUCAGGGAAGAAGGGGAGAACAAACAAACAAGAAAAAGCACACACUUGCAACUAUUUUUUAGUGCAUCAAGAUGGAUGGCAUCUUACAGGAGUUGGAGCCACUGUUCGCUGUUGGGAUGCUUCUUUAACUCUCACCUUUACUUUGGCCACGAUAGACCGUUUCUGUUAGAUAACCUUGAUUUUAGUUGGCUUAAUAUAUACCAUUCAUAAUCAA